CCACACUGCCGUUGCUCGGAAACCGAUUUUGUUUAAGUUUUUGCAUUUAUUUGUUUUACGUGGAAUGACAACUUACUGGAAGCCCCAGAAGCCGAAGAGUGAAUUAUGCGCAUCUGCAUGGUGUCGGACUUCUUCUACCCGAGCAUCGGCGGGGUGGAGGAGCACGUCUACAACCUCUCGCAAAAGCUGCUCAGUCUGGGUCACAAGAUCGUCGUGCUGACCCAUGCCUACGGGGACUGCAGCGGCGUUCGCUAUGUGACGGGUGGCCUGAAGGUCUACUACCUGCCCAUCAAGGUGUGCUACAACCAGUGCAUCCUGCCCACAGCCGUCUGCAAUGUUCCCAUGCUGCGGGCGGUGCUCCUCCGGGAGCGCGUGGACGUGGUCCACGGUCACUCCGCCUUCAGUGCUCUGGCCCACGAGGCGCUGAUGGUGGGCUCCCUUCUGGGCCUAAAGACUGUCUUCACCGAUCACAGCCUUUUUGGCUUUGCGGACCUCUCGGCCGCUCUGACCAACAACCUGCUGGAGGUCAACUUGGGCAUGGUCAACCAUGCCAUCUGUGUGUCUCACAUCGGCAAGGAGAACACGGUUCUGCGGGCUAGAGUAGCCAAACAUAGGGUUUCCGUCAUUCCCAAUGCUGUGGACACCGCCUUGUUUACCCCAGAUCCUCAACAGCGGCCUAGCAAUGAUACAAUCAACAUUGUAGUGGCUUCGCGUCUUGUCUACCGCAAAGGCAUAGAUUUGCUGGCUGGUAUCAUUCCGCGCUUCAAAAACACUCCGAAUGUGAACUUCAUCAUUGUGGGCGAUGGACCCAAGCGGGAUCUGCUGGAGGAGAUUCGCGAGAAGACAAAUAUGCAGGACAGGGUGGAGAUGGUGGGCGCCGUGGAGCAUGCCAAGGUGCGCGAUGUCCUGGUGCGCGGCCACAUCUUCGUGAACACCUCACUGACUGAGGCCUACUGCAUGGCCAUUGUUGAGGCUGCUUCCUGUGGCCUGCAGGUGGUGUCCACCAGUGUGGGCGGAAUCCCAGAAGUGCUGCCAAAGAGUCUAAUACUGCUGGUGGAACCAGAAAUAGAUGCCAUACACGCUGCAAUUUUGGUAGCCAUUGAGAGGCAUCAAAAGAGUUCCUUUAAGGUUGCGCCUCCUGCCGGCAAUGGUCAUUUGCCAUCGGAGGCCAAUGGAAAAGGAAAGCGGCGACGUAGGAAGAAAGCAGAUGAACCUACCUCUCCUCCACAACUGCCAUCAUCCUCCGCUCCACCUGCGGAUCAGAGUAGCCACACGGAGCCAGUGAUGUGCCCUUACAAAUGCAAUGAGUUGGUGGAGACGCUCUACAACUGGGAGGACGUGGCCCUCCGCACAGUGAAGGUAUACGAUCGAGUUCUUCAGGAGCGCUCCUUCACCACCAGCGAGUUGGUGACUGCGGUGUGGCAGCACGGAUCCUGGUUCCUUGUCUUCUUCGUUGUGGCCCACUUUAUGAUGCGGCUGCUGGAGCUUUGGCGCCCCAGAAGACGAGUUGAGCUAGCACAGGACUUGAUUCGUUCGCGUAGCUAGCAAAGACUCAACGGAUUUCAUUCUUCCAUCAUCUAGCCAAUUUUAUAAUUUCACGUUAGAGUCGGAACUCUAGUUG
Messenger RNA from Drosophila takahashii, 1621 nucleotides. It is a transcript of the gene PIG-A, whose product is annotated as phosphatidylinositol glycan anchor biosynthesis class A. Gene Ontology annotation, molecular function: phosphatidylinositol N-acetylglucosaminyltransferase activity. Gene Ontology annotation, cellular component: glycosylphosphatidylinositol-N-acetylglucosaminyltransferase (GPI-GnT) complex. The record is from RefSeq and is a predicted model, not a curated record. Lineage: Eukaryota; Metazoa; Arthropoda; Insecta; Diptera; Drosophilidae. Gene Ontology annotation, biological process: GPI anchor biosynthetic process.